Messenger RNA from Phytophthora sojae, 1995 nucleotides. RefSeq lists its product as hypothetical. The record is from RefSeq and is a predicted model, not a curated record. The transcript has a single exon. Gene Ontology annotation, cellular component: GATOR1 complex. NCBI's taxonomy places the organism in Eukaryota, Oomycota, Peronosporomycetes, Peronosporales, Peronosporaceae. Gene Ontology annotation, biological process: positive regulation of autophagy; cellular response to amino acid starvation; TORC1 signaling. Bases 1 to 1995 code for a protein of 664 amino acids.
AUGAACGCGGCUUCGGGCGUGCGCGUGAUGGCCGGCGGCUGCCGCCUGAUGGGCGUUGCGCUGGUCGUGGACGACAUCAGCAAGGGCUGCAACCUAGCCUUCCGGUACCCGGCGCCCCCCGGCGAGAGCGCGUCCAGCUUCCACACGCUGCCAGCGCCGCUGCUGGCCAAGCUCUUCCGGCCCAAGAACGCGCUUUGCAACGCCAGCUUCGAGCUCGUGGUGGACGACCUGCGCUUCGUGAGCCACCCGGUGCUGGUCUCUCGUCGGCUGCCGGCCGCUGCACCCGCCGACGGGUCGUCCUCGACUCCACCUACAGUUAUAGAGCAAUCUGCUUCGAACGGCACGACGGCAUCAACCGGCAACGAGACCACCAUGUUCAACAUCAUCUUUGCUCUAGAAGACCGUCCUCCCCAAGUGUCGAGACCCGCUGAAGCCAUGGACGGCACAAUUGAUCCCCAAUUACUGCCAUUGCAACAGGCCGAUGAGGAGGAACUAUUGGCCAGGAGACGCAGCAGCGCCCAGGCCUUCCACACUGUCGCGGCGCAGCUGGCCAAUGGCCUUUUGCACGAGGAACUUCGAGUCGGCUUCGUGUCCAAGGAGGUGAGGGAGCUGCUGCAACUGAGGGACGAGUUGGCGCAGAGUGAGCAACGUAAUGCUGGGGGGAGCAGUACUGGGAUUCCAGGGGUGACCAGUGGCAACAGUAUCAGUGCUGCGGUGGCGGCGGGGGCGACGAGUGGGAGCAGUAUCACGAGCAAUGCUGGAGGAGGAGGGGCAGCUACCAGUGGAUCGAGCUUGAUGCAUCAUCAUCACCAUCGGAAGGACGGGGAGAACGGGUCGUCGACGGUGGAGGUGGACCCGCAGACUUUGAUCGACGUGUCGCUGGGCAAGAGCGUGCUCGCCAAUGACUUGAAGCGCGUGUUUCAUGGACUGGAGGAGUCGGGGGCUGCUCACGUGGUGCUGAAUGGCUGGGUCAAGCUGUCGUUGACGCUGACGGAUGCGGUCACGGUGAGGAUGGCGAGUUUAAGGCCGUACCACACAUUGUUGUUGCUUACGGACAAGGAGGAUAUUCUGAGCAAGCUGCCGGCUGAUCAUGCGCGACAACUUCGAGAUCUGGUGGAGGCGGUGAACCCGCUCAAGAGCUUCCAGGACCUGGCACUGGAUACUGGAAUACCUAUUCACCAGGUCUUCCGUCUAGCUGCGCACCUUGUAUAUUGGGGGUUUGGACGUAUCGUGGACGCAAUCACGCUGUACAACAUUUACCAGGUCAACUCCAAGGCAGAUCUGCACAUUACGUCACCGCUGGCACAGGAAUUCCGGCGUAAGUUCGCGCCCUAUGAACUGGGCGAGGUGCUGUCUACGUUCUCUGGAUCGAGGCGAAUUGGCGAGUACAUGAAGACGUUGUCGACGGCCAAAAAGACCGAGUACAUCCACAUGCUGAUCUGGUUACUGCAGCAACGCUUCAUUGUACAGCUCCAUCGCUACAUUUAUUUCAUGAUUCCGUCCGAUGGAGACUACGCGGCUGAGCUCGGUAAUGGAGCCGGAAACUCCCUGGGAAGUUCGUCACCCGCCCUAAUGGCAUCAAGUUUUCGUCGACAGCGAGUCAACAGUAGUGCGACCAACACUAGCGCACCUGGCAGCGUGCCUAGAGCACAGACUCCACCGAUGAAUCCCGCCGCUAUGGCACUACCGUCACCUCCGACUGCUCCAUUGGGCGACGAUAAUCCUGCUGCAGAUGGACGUGGAGGAAACAAUGUGCCGAUGGCCCAAGUUAUGAGUGUGGCGAGUCAGUUGUUGUUUACAGAUCAAGAGCGCGCAUACCUGGCCAAGAUUGCCAAGCCCAACCCGGUGUUCACUCUGUUCAAGCGGCUCUGCGUCUACUUCCAUGGAGAAAACCACAUUGAAGAGAUCAUGUGGAGAGAGAACCUUUCGCGCGGAGAGCUGCGCACUGUCAUGAGCACGUACCAGGAUAUCAUUGUUUGCUGUCUCCACGAAUGA